Amphibalanus amphitrite is the source of this 3500-nucleotide messenger RNA. RefSeq lists its product as uncharacterized. Bases 375 to 3215 code for a protein of 946 amino acids. The record is from RefSeq and is a predicted model, not a curated record. NCBI's taxonomy places the organism in Eukaryota, Metazoa, Arthropoda, Thecostraca, Balanomorpha, Balanidae. Gene Ontology annotation, cellular component: membrane. Gene Ontology annotation, biological process: sodium ion transport. The transcript has 10 exons. Gene Ontology annotation, molecular function: sodium channel activity.
ACUGUGACGAAAUAGUAAGCAAAAUGACGUUAACAUUUUUUGGUGGUAAGCUGAAACAAAACAGCCACGACACGGUACAGCCAAACAGCCAAGUAAAGUGUCAGCGAAACGUUUGACUUCAUGAUAACAUUACAUCAAAUUACUUGUUUGUGGUCAAAAAGUGUGCUUCCGUGCAAUGUCAGAUUUGACGGUAAAAAAUAUUGUCAAGCCUGAAGAGCUGGAAACAGCCGAAACCCCAGAAAACAGUGUUCCAGGUAAAGCGAACAGCAGACGUUUAUGCAACUACAUUCUCAAGAAGACGCCACGUUCUAUGGCAAUCAUGGCUUGCUUCGUGGGCUGCUGUUACUUCCUGGUGGUGUCAGCGAACCGACUCAAUGCUGGUGUCAUAUUACAGACUGGAAUGGGCCUAUCUGCUGGUGUCCGUGCACGUCAACCGUACAUUCAGCGACAUUCCCGGCGCAACAUUAAUUCAGCCAUACCGAAUUCCACUGGACACUACCAGCGUACUCCACAUUCGAAGAAUCGAAAAAACAAUUAAGAAUGACCAGUUGGAAGACUGCAAGAACUAUGAUAGGAGUACCUCACCUGGCUCUCACGUAGAAUGCAUGGAGGCAUGCAUUCUUAAGAAGGUGGUGACCAGUCAAAACCUUACUUGUCUGAUACCAUGGAUGGACCGGAACUCUACACGUGGUUUGAUCAAUAAACCAUUCUGCAACACAUCUGAAGACUUUUUCAGAAGCCGUAAUGUGGCGUGGAGAGUUUUUCAAGGGAACAUCAGUGAUUGCAAUGACCUGUGUACACCAAGCUGCGAGCAGCUGAAUAUCCUGGUCAAAAUAAUGGGUGAAGCAAACAUCAGACGCUUUUGCAACUACAUUCUCAAGAAGAUACCUCGCACCAUGGCAAUUAUGGCGUGCUUCGUUGGUUGUUGUUACUUCCUAAUCGUUUCGGCGAAUCGCCUUGAUUCUGAUGUGAUAUUACAAGAAUUCAAGGCGACCAGUUCAGUGAGCAAGGAAAACUUGCAAAUAACAGUUUGCCCAGUAGCACCGUUUGACCCGAUUCAAACAUUGGACUUCAAAGCUCACACGAAAAGAGCGAAUUAUCUAAGAAAACUUGAUACCACUUCGCUCAACUCACAUGACUUUUCCAAGAAUUAUAUCAGAGCAAUGAAGUGUUUGUACGCUAGCAAAUACUCACACGAAGAUGAACCUGUAGAAGAAAAGAUACAUUCGCUGGCACUACAUACAGAAUGCAUGACCUUCGCAGGGAAGCUUUUCACAUCCGAUUAUCCCAACGAUCUUCUAGAAGUCUAUACCUGGUUUAGAACUUUUCUCUCACUAAAAAUGCUUGAGCUUGACAGAGAAGGUGAUGUCGAUUCUUACGAUGAAAUUUACAAGAACAUUGAUAUUUUGAAGCAAGACAACUCCACGCUGUCGCAAUAUCUAAAAGAUGUAUCCCGAGAUAUGGAAGAAUUUUUUACAAGUGACUUUACUUCUGUUGACAACAUUAACCUGAAUAAGCCCGCCCAAAAAGUUAUCGUGAACAAUGCAUUUAUAACACGUUUUGGAAUGAAAUGCACCAGUUACACCCUAGCAGACAGCGAAAAAGGAAAAAAGUUGAACCAGAGAUAUCAGCUUCAGAUGACUUUUAACAGGGUGGAAUUUUCCUACCUGCUGGUGUUUGUGAACGAAAAUCGCACAUUCAGCGACAUCCCCGGUGCAACAUUGAUUCAGCCAUACCGAAUCCCACUGGACACUACCAGCAUACUCCACAUUCGAAGAAUCGAGAAAACCAUUAAGAAUGAGCGGUUAGAAAACUGCAAGAGCUACGACAGGAGCACCUCGCCUGGUUCCCAUGUCGAAUGCAUGGAAGCAUGCAUCCUUAAGAAGGUGGUUACCCAUCAAAACCUCACUUGUCUGAUGCCGUGGAUGGACCGAAACUCUACACGUGGUUUGAUCAAUAAACCAUUUUGCAACACAUCCGAAGAAUUUCUCAGAAGCCGUGAUGCAGUGCAGAGUGUUUUUCAAGGAAAUACCAGCGAUUGCAACAUCGAAUGUACAGAAGGCUGCGAGAAGCUGAAUAUCCUGGUGAAGAUUAUGGGUAUUGUCAAACCGGCCAUCUUCAGCAACGAACAACGCCAUAACUUGAUCUUUAUCGUGUCCAAUGAAAUGGAUGAAUUCAGAAAUAGACCAGCAUACGGCUGGGGUGACUUCAUCUCAGAGGUGUUUGGGUCACUCAGUUUCAUUCUUGGUAUUGCCUUUGUAGCCCUGAUUGACUGGGUAUUUGCAGCACUGCUAUGGCUCUGUGGGAAACUCCCCUACAUCCCAGCAAUGCCGCCUAUCCUAAACUCGGACAUUUACAUCCGUGACGUCUACUUUAUAGUCAGACACGAGCUGUAUGGUGAACCGAUUCCAAUGACCAUAUCACAGACGUACUUGAAAAAGCAUGAGCGUAGGAGGGAUGCGUUCCAAGCUGCCCCGUCUACGACAGAGAAAACGGACAGUGACCACCGGCGUCCUCGCCCUCAGUUCCCUCGAAUGCAUCAAAGGAAGUCUAGUCUGGCUCUAAUGUCGGAGGCUAUUGCCGCAGUGUCGCAUCAACACGAGGAAGCAGUAUUGAUGCAGCAGUUCAAGAGUUUGUCCGAAGUUAUUCGACGGGGAAGUUCUGUCGCAGAUAGGGACUUGCAAAAGCGUUCAUCCUUCCCUCCCGGCGGCCGGUCUCAACAAACCAGCCCAUCAGUGCGCCAUCCGUCUGGAGCGACCGCAUCAAGUUCUCAUGGCAUGCCAACGAAGUGGUCGGAACCAAAAAUAACGAUAAGCGCACCUGAUGAAGACGAUUAUAGGGAAAAGUCACAAACGCCGUCACCCAAAAGCGAACCAGAUGAAGCUGAGCAUGAAAGUCAACCGGAAGCUCAAGGCGCCCCGGGACAAGAGGCCAUCGACACUGGUCAACCGCCGCUGACGCCGGCUAAGAGCGGGCUGCCGGGCAUAGACCAGCAGCGUCGGCCGUCGCGAGCCGCCUCCGUGCUGCGAGACCUCGACGCUGCCGAGGCGAGCCCUUCAACGGCCGAAGGAGCGGCUGCACCGCAGCUCCCGGCCCAGGGACAGAGACGUGCCUCCUUAUAUCGCACUAAACCGCGGCGAAAAUCGCACGCGGUCGCGCCGGCUCCGGCCCCCGCGAUCGCAGAAUCGAGCGAAGGCGAAGAGCCGCCGGACUGAGCUUUAAUGCACUUGUUUGGUUAGCUAGGUUUUUACAUUGUAUUGCCUGUGUUGCCGUGACGACUGGAAGCCAUGGCUGAACCGAGUCAUUUGGGUGGCCCUAAUUCGUGCCCCGCCAAUGACUUGUGUAGCAUUGACCGUUUUGUCUUUUAUUGAACCCUGAUGUCUUACGCUACUAAUGUCCAGCAAGCACGGAGACUGAUGCGUUCGCUUUGUCACAAGGUCCGCGUGCAUGUGGAAUGUCCUUUGUUGUGUGCUGCUCACAAAGAGACCAACUGACCAGUU